Messenger RNA from Nerophis lumbriciformis (worm pipefish), 9372 nucleotides. NCBI's taxonomy places the organism in Eukaryota, Metazoa, Chordata, Actinopteri, Syngnathiformes, Syngnathidae. The record is from RefSeq and is a predicted model, not a curated record.
GGGAGCGUCACUGCGUCUGCCGCCGCUGUCAUUCGACUGCCGCACACUCCCGCGGCAGGAGGAGCGAGGAGGAAGGGAGGAGGAAAGGAGGACGCGAGGGAAGGAAGCGUGGAGGCAACAGCUGCAGGAAGGAGGUUGGAGAAUUUCUGCAAAGAGAAAACCUUUUUUUCCUGCAGGAUUUCUUUGUGCAGACCAGCGAGUGCCGUCGAGGCGAGGAACCGUUUUUUUUGUUGUUUUUUUUUUUUCCUUCCCUGCCUGCUGACGCUGGUCUGCUAGCUGUGAUGCAGGAGGCAUGCUGGGGAGUGUGAGGGCAGCGCUCACGAUGGAGAGCUCCAAGGCCUACGGCCAAGCGGACGGCAAGGCCCUGGGGGCCAAGAGGGCCAAACCCGGGGGGCCUCAGAGCGCCCAGCGGGGAGAACUCAAGGUCUACCGUGCGGGGAGUUCCGAGGGCAGGCUCCCGGUGGCCUCCAGCCUGCGCAAGCAGAGGUCCAUGACCAACCUGGCGGUGCUGACUGACGCGGAGAAGAAGCUGCACCUGUACGAGCCCAGGUGGUGCGACGACAUGGCCAAGCACGGCGGGCUGAGGAAGCCGGCCAAACCCGUGGCCAAGGUGGCGGGAGGCGGCGCCCCGCUUUCUCGAAACCUCUCCAAAUCGGAGCACUCCCUCUUCCAGGGAAAACCCAAGCCCUUCGCCCCUCUGGCCGCCCCCUCGGCCCCCGCCAAGCAGAGUCGGAUACCGCGGGCUCCGUUCGCAGAGGUGAAGCCCCUCAGCAAGGCCCCCGAGGACCCCAGGUCUGAUGACGAGAUCCUCUCCAGCAAGGCCAAGACCGCCACCAGGAAAGCGGGAGCCGGCGAGUCGGGCUCCAAGGGGCAGGGCGAGGAAGGAGGCGACAAAGCCUUCCUGAAGGUGGACCCCGAGCUUGUGGUGACGGUGCUGGGAGACCUGGAGCAGCUGCUCUUCAGCCAGAUGUUAGAUCCUGAGUCGCAGAGGAAGCGCACAGUUCAGAAUGUCCUCGACCUCCGCCAGAAUUUGGAAGACACCAUGUCGAGUCUGCGAGGCUCACAGCUCAGCCACAGCUGUUUGGAGAGCAGCAACGUGGCAUACGACAGCGACGAGACCAACGCCCGCAGCAUGUCCAGCCUCUCCAACCGCUCCUCGCCGCUGUCCUGGCGCCACGGCCAAUCUAGUCCUCGCCUCCAGGCGGGCGACGCCCCGUCCUCCACGGCGGGAGGAUACCAGGGGGUCAAGACCACCUGCCAGACCAUGCCCGCUCGCUGCUCGGGACGCCUCAGCAGCACGUCGCGCAUCGAGCUGCUGGACGGGCUGGAGGACGGCGAGCUGAAGUCCCGUUACCUGAGCGACAGUGACCUUCUGGGAAAGUGCCUCCCGGAUGACGAGGACAACCUCGCUAAUGGCUGGGAUGAAAGCAGCUCCAUCAGCAGUGGUCUCAGUGACGGUUCAGACAAUCUCAGCUCGGAGGAAUUCAACGCCAGCUCGUCCCUGGGCUCCCUUCCCAACACGCCCCUAGGGUCCAGACGCAACUCCUCAGUGAUGCUCCGCACCGACGCCGAGAAGCGCUCCCUGGUGGAGAGCGGACUCUCCUGGUACAGCGAGGACGGCAAAACGGGCCACAAGCCGGACGCCUGCGGGCCCUCGGACGCGGGCGGUCUCAAGACGGAAGCGGCCAGCAAGUGGAGGAAGAAGCCUCCCAGCCUGAGUGAGGACCUGGGGGCCAGAGGGGACCUGAGGAAGCCCCAGAGUUUGGGCGCACCGGGGAGCUUCAAGAAGAGCCGGAACCCUCCGGUGGGAGUGACCUCGCCCAUCACGCACACGUCUCAGAGCGUGCUGAGAGUAGCAGCGCCCAAGAGCGAGAAGCCCCAGGACAGGUCCAAGGUUUCCAUCAGGACUGCGGGUCUCCAGAGGUCACGGUCCGAUGCAGGCCGGGACCAUCACAUCAUGGAGCCCCGUAAGCCCCCUUCUGGUUUGCUCAAACCCACCACCGGCGCCUCCUUCGGAUACAAGAAGCCGCCCCCGGCCACUGGUACCGCCACAGUGCUGACAGCAGGGGGCAGUGCCGUCUCCGGGGGCUCUGCGACUGUGGGGAAAACUCCCAAGUCCACGGGCAUCCCGGUGAAGCCCAUGGGGGGCCGCAAGAACAGCUUUGACGCCAGCAGCGAGCAGAGUUUUCUGGGGCCGAAUGCCCGAAACAGCAUCCAGUACCGCAGCCUUCCUCGGCCCGCCAAGUCCAGCACGCUCAGCGUGAUCGGUCGCCCGGCAUCCCGACCUGUCAGUAGCACCAUCGAUCCGAGUCUGUUGACUCUGAAACCGGUCAGCAUGGCCUUAGCCAAUCCACGCGUGAAAGAACCUUCCGCUUUUGGCGGUAAAAUGUCGAAUCGGACAUUCGCCGGCCCCGUCAACCAGACGGACAGAGAGAAGGAGAAGGCCAAGGCCAAAGCUGAUAUGGACUGUUGCUCGCUCAAAGGGGACCAGGUCGUGUCCGAGUCCUCACGGGAGUCUGUGGUGAAACUGCACGGCUUGAGACGGACCAGCAGCAGCAGAUAUCCUGAACUGUCAUCACCCACAACACCCAGGAUGUUGGCCAAGGGUCCUCUGGGUCGUCCCCCCAGCUUGGCUCACCUGGACAAGGUCAACUCCAACAGCCUGGACUCCUGCGUGACUAUUCAGGACCUCCCACCCAAAGUUCCCCCUUACUCCAAGCUCCAGGACCUGGCGGGCUCCCACUCGGCGGCCCGCCUGACCCCCAGCCCGGCACCCGUGCUCCACAUCGACUCCCCCAGCUCCUACACCUGCGAGAGCCUGGGAGCUUCACCUCUGCUCUACCCCAAACUGUCCAGCGUGCACCGCAGCAUGGAGUCUCUGCCCCUCCAGAUGAGCGUGGCCUCCUGUGCCAGGAUGGCCUCCGCGGAGAGGGGUGCGGGGACUUGGGGCGCCGGCAGCAGGACAUCCCUCAACAUCUUGGAAGGGAUGCAGGUGGACCGGAACACGUUGCCCAAGAAAGGCUUGGAACGCUGCGGCUCCAGCUUGUCGGACAGUGACGGCACCAAACCCGGCAGACGACACUCCCACAAUGUCAGCACCAGUGAGAGCCCACCUCAGCUGCCUUCACCCCCCCGCCCACGGCACCUCCUCCACAGCACCCGAGCCCCUCUCACCAACGUGGUGGCCCCAAUCUCGUCGGGCCCUCAGAGGAUGUCACGCUCCAACAGCAUCGGGCCCCCCAGCGACUCCGCCUGCGAGCUGUUUGGCUCCUCCCCCCUGGGCAGCAGCAUGUCCCUGGCCGACAGGCCCAAGAGCAUGAUGCGUUCAGGGUCUUUCCGGGAACCAGCAGACGACGUGCACGGAUCUGUUCUCUCUUUGGAGUCCAACGCUUCGUCCAACUACUCUACCGAGGACAAGGUCCAAGGAGAGCAAAUCCGCAGCCUGAGACGUGAGCUGGAGUCUUCACAGGAAAAAGUGGCCGACUUGACCAUGCAGCUGACUGCUAACGCGAACCUGGUAGCUGCUUUUGAACAGAGUCUGGCACUGAUGACUGCUCGUCUGCAGACCUUGUCUGUGUCCUCAGACCAGAAGGAUUCUGAACUGAAUGAGCUGAGGGAGACCAUUGAGAUUCUGAAGACCAAGAACACAGAAGCCCAGGAACUCAUUCACGGGGCUCUCAAUGACUCUGAGCUGGCAUCUAAAGAGCUGCAGAUCAAGCGUCACAACUCGUCAGAGAGCAUCUGCAGCCUCAGCAGCACCACCAGCCUCUCCAGCCUGGGCAGCCUGAAGGAGCAGGAGGCCAAGAAGAAGAAGAAGAAGAGCUGGUUACGCAGCUCCUUCAACAAGGCCUUCAGCAAGAAGGGCUCCAAGCAGUCGGGGCCCUACGCUGACAUCCAGGAAAUCGCCACGCCGGAGUCAUCAGCCCCCUCCUCGCCCAAAGUCCACCGUGACGGAGGUGACCCUCCGUCAUCCUCCAUGAAGACCUCCGCGUCGUCGUCUGGACUCCAUGAGGAGGGCGAGCCGGAGGACGACAAGGUCGUGUCCACCCUGAGAUCAGAACUCUGGGAGAAGGAAAGGAAACUGACUGACAUCCGCCUGGAGGCUUUAAGCUCCGCCCAUCAGCUGGAGCAGCUGCAGGACACCAUGACCAGCAUGCAGAGGACGGUGGAGAAUCUGAAGGUGGAGAACGACCAACUGAGGACCAGCGGGGGGUCGCCCUGCUCGUCUCCUGGACCCUCAAGCUCCGCCUCCCAGUCCUCGGGUCUCACGUCGCUCUGCGGUUCUUCACCGCGACAGUCGGUAGCCGUGGCUAAAGGCUAUGGCAGAAGGCUGAGUGACGGAACCAGCGCAGAUUCCAGCGAGUACGGCGGCCUGUCCUGGCAGAGGGAUGACCACCGGGUCAGGGUGGUGGUCUGCGUGGCCCAGUUCCACGUCUUGAAAGAUCAGGAGGUCAAGCAGACUCAUCUGUUCCUCGGCACUGUCAGGGUCAACGGGAGGAUGGACUGGACCAUGCUGGACUCGGCCGUCAGCCAGGCCUUCAAGGUUUACAUUGCCAAAGUGGACCCCACCUCCAGUCUGGGCCUGUCCACAGACUCCAUCUUCACUUACAGUAUCGGACACAUCAAGAGGGUUCUGGGGGGGGACGCCCCCGAGACGCAGCCCUCUCGCUGCGUGUCCCGAGGACCCGGCGGGAUCACCGUGGCGCUGAAAGGCCUGAAGGAGAAGUGCGUGGACAGCCUGGUCUUUGAGACCCUCAUACCCAAGCCCAUGAUGCAACACUACAUCGGCCUGUUACUCAAACACCGCAGACUCAUCCUCUCCGGGCCCAGCGGGACGGGCAAGACCUACCUGGCCUCCCGCCUGGCGGAGUACCUGGUGGACCGCAGCGCCCGCGGAGUCUCUGACGGCAUGGUGGUGACCUUCAACAUGCAUCGCCAGUCGUGCAAGGAUCUGCAGCUCUAUCUCUCCAACCUGGCCAAUCAAAUCGAUCGAGAGAGCAGCUCGUCCGAAAACCCUCUAGUCAUCAUUGUGGACGACAUUCAUGACCCGGCUUCAGUCAGCGAGCUGGUGAACGGGGCGCUCACCUGCAAAUAUCACAAAUGUCCGUACAUCAUCGGGACCAGCAACCAGCCAGUGAAGAUGACCGCCAACCACAGCCUGCACCUCAGCUUUAGGAUGGUGACCUUCUCCAACAAUGUGGAGCCAGCCAACGGCUUCUUGGUCCGAUACCUCCACAGAAAGCUGAUGGAGUCUGAAGAUGAGAGAUGCUUGACCAAUGAGGACCUGAUCCGGGUGCUAGACUGGGUUCCCAAACUGUGGUAUCACCUGCACACUUUCCUGGAGAAGCACAGCACAUCUGACUUUCUCAUUGGACCCUGCUUCUUCCUAUCCUGUCCAGUCACGGUGGAGGAGUUCCGAUCAUGGUUCAUUGACCUAUGGAACCAUUCUAUCAUUCCCUACUUGCAGGAAGGAGCAAAGGACGGCAUAAAGUUACACGGCCAGAAAGCGGUAUGGGAGGACCCUGUGGAGUGGGUAAGGGACACGCUGCCUUGGCCUUCUGCCCAGCAGGACCAGGCUAAGCUGUCCCACCUUCCUCCCCCAAGCAUCAGCUCCAGCAGUCCCGGUCAGUCCGGCGAGGAGAAGUCUCGUAAGGAGACGACGCCAAGCUCUGUGGAAUCAGAUCCGCUGAUGGCAAUGCUUUUGAAGCUUCAAGAGGCUGCCAAUUACCUGGAAUCACCGGACAAAGACGAGCCCAGCCUGCCGAGACUGUGACCAAGCUUACACUUUAACCGUCAUACUUCAUAUCAAAACUUCACAGUCAUUAUUACUUGUCUGCUGUAAAAACGGUACACUGCACAUUCAGGAAUCCUAAGAAAGGGUUGCAAGUUUCAUUCCUACAAUGGAAGGUCAUGCAGUUUUUCCAAGAAGGUAUAGCAAUUGAAAAACAGAUUACAUACCCGAUUCUUUUCAGGUUCCUCUUUAUCCUCAGUCCUCUUCUUAGAUUGGUGCUAAUAGUUUAAGAUGAAACACUUCAGGUGAUGUCUCAAACAGUGCAUCAUGGGAUACGUCAGCUGUUCUCACACGCGGUACUGUAUGGUGCCCGUCUGGAAACCCAAGAAAGAGUAUGACAGCAUGAUGGAAGUUGCUCAACCGUGUCCUUCGCUUAGCUUCACAUUAUGCAAUCCUCAACGUUCCAACCAGAGCAGGUAAAACUCAAAUUCAGAAAACCAAAACAAGUUGCCUUAAAAACACAAAUGUCUGCAUCACCACAACUUAAGCAGCUCACACCGGUGCUUACAUCAUUUCAACCAGCUUGUCUAGUUUCAGGUUGUUAGCUGGUCCAUGGAGGCAUUCAGAGACUGGCCAUUGCUGUCAUACUCUUUUUGAUGCCAGCUGAUCACUGCACUGUACUCUUCCAGCACUACAGUAUUUGCUUCACCGUCAAGUGUGGAAUAUCACCAUUGCUGCCAUGUACACUAUACUAAGUAUUCUGACUGGAAUGACUUCACCAGGAUGAUGACACAGUUUGAAUCCCCGUAUUUGAAACUAGAUGCUGAAGGAGUAUUAGGGCCACACUGAAAAGAAAAAAGAGAAUAGUCACAGUUAGGUAGCAUGCAUUCGAUCAGGAUCUUGACAAUCUAAGUCUAAGACUACAUGUGACCAAUCUAAGUAUAAGACUAGAUCCGCUCAAUCUAAGUCUAAGAAUAGGUCUGGCCAAUUUAAGUCUAAGACUAGUUCUGGCCAAUCUAAGUUAAAGUUAAAGUUAAUGUACCAAUGAUUCAAAUUAUUCUCUGCAUUUUACCCAUCACGCUUGAUCACCCCCUGGGAGGUGAGGAGAGCAGUGAGCAGCAGCUGUGGCCUCUCUUUUUGGUGAUAUAACCCCCAAUUCCAACCCUUGAUGCUGAGUGUCAAGUCUAAGACUAGAUCUAAUUAUUCUAAGUCCAAGACUAGUUCUGAAUAACCGAAGUCUAAGACUAGAUUUGACCGAUCUAAUUCCCAAGCUUCUGACCAAUUUAAGUCAAAGACUAGAUGUGACCAAUCUAAGUCUCAGACUAGAUCAGCCUAAUUGAAGUCUAAGACUCGAUUUGACCAAUCCAAAUCUAAGACUAGAUCAGACCAAUCUAAGUCCAAGACUAGAUCAGACCAAUUUAAGGCUAAGACUAAAUGGGACCAAUCUAAGUCUAAGACUAGAUGGGACCAAUCUAAGUCUAAGAAUAAAUGUGACCAAUCUAAGUCGAAGACUAAAUGUGACCAAUCUAAGUCUAAGAAUAAAUGUGACCAAUCUAAGUCGAAGAAUAAAUGUGACCAAUCUAAGUCGAAGAAUAAAUGUGACCAAUCUAAGUCGAAGACUAAAUGUGACCAAUUUAAGUCUAAGACUAGGUUGGACCAAUCUAAGUCUAAGACUAGGUCUAACCAAUGGUCAUGAACUGAUGAAGUCUAAUUGGAUGAGAGACCAAACGUCUUGUAAGACAAACCAAACAGUCCAGUUGCUGUGCAUUAAAUGUCCUGAGACUACAAUGACCUGGUGAAUGAGACCGUCCAUAGACAUAGCUUGCAUUAUCUAGACCGUACAGAUGGAACAUAAAAUGUACCAGUUAGGCAGUGCAGCGAUUAAGUAAUGCAAGUUGCAGAAUCUGUUUAAUAAAGUUUACCAACUCUACUAAUAAAGCUAGUAGAGUUGGUAUGGUCUGGUAUGGUAUGGUACCAUUGACAAGCUGGAAAGUUCAGCGGGUUACAUGGUCGGCUACUACGUAACGCUUUAUUGAUCCCAUAUUUUGGAUUCUUGUUGCUUAAGGAGGCUAACACAUGCUAAAUAAAAUGCUAACGCGAGCUGUUAAGAUUAGCGAAUAAAGUUGCUAGAAGUUAUUGAUUGUCAAAGUUUUUCGAUCAACAAUUACUAAAAUAUCAUAAGGUAAGAUUUUUUUUGUACAUGUUUUCGAGCUCCACUUUUUGCUGAUAAAACCGUAGCAAACAAAAAUCCAAGGACUUAUUUUUUCCACAAGUGUGUCCCUAAUACUAAAGUGCAGGCCCAGGAGGAUUUUUAGUGAGAUCGGGUACCGAAACCUAAACAUUGUUCUGAGUCACGUCCGUCACAAAUGAAUGUAGAUCAAAGGUGAAGUUUGACGAAGUUUGCCACUCCAAAAAUUUUAACGCUCAUUAAAAAGUCGAGUCGGGCGAGUUUAAACCGACUUUGCCAAAAGAAUCGUGGUGCUUUUCAACGUCGUCACAAAAUGUUUGUCGUGUUCAUGCAACAAUUCAGGGGAGUUUAGGGAGAAGGUUGAAACAAUUCUUUUUUUAGGAUCUUGACCACAUUUCUAGAAGUUGGCGUCACGUGAGACUCAGUGCGAUGUAUGACCGUGUCGAUGUAUUUGUGUCACAUGACGUCUGUGACCAUUCCACUCUAAGGUGCUCCAUGUCGUCGUUCUUCAUUAGUAACCAGACGUAACGUAGAAACGUGUCCUUAUUGUUCUAAGAUCGAAAGGACUCAUUAGAUGACAACUCGAUAAGUUAUCUCGAUAAGAUGAAUCAAACGCUUGCUGCUUUUUUUUAAAUUUACAUCUCAAAAUAACUCGGAGUAACUCUGUUUUUAGAAAAUACCAAAAUGGAGUUACCAUACAAAAAAUGUGGGUUAAAAUCUUGUGUAGCAAAGAUGAGUUGAACAGUGAUCACCCAAAGUGUGGUUUUACAUUUUUGUAAAUAGAAAGGACUAAUCCAUGAUCUGAAGAUUGUCAUUGUCGUGCUCGUCCUAGCUGAAACUGAGGUUUGCGUCAACGUGAGUCCGGACUAGACUUCUGUUGGUGUUUGUCGGAAACAAAUAUUCUUCUGUGUUUGACGGGAUGGAACGGAGAGCCUUAACGUUGGGGGCGGGGCGCUGUGUUGGAGACAGGGUAUCACGGAAAGACACGGUCUGGAUGUAGUGGCCGGGUGAAUCCUCGGCUCACGGUCAUGGUUGUCAUUUCAAUCCCAAAAACUGCACUUGUGUGGAUUUCGCAGAAGCCUUGUUGGAUUGUCCUAUUUUCUGAGAAACGUGUUAACUGAUCGGUAAAUGUAGAACUAAGAUGUUAUGAGAGGGUUUUACGUGUUGUAAAUGCAUGUUAACAUGACUUGCUUUUUUUUAAUACCCUGAUAUUUGAUAUUCCUCUUUGUUUUUUAAAGACUCCUUUAUAAAAGGUUACGUUCUCUAUUUUCUACGGACAUCCUUGUAAGGAUUGUAAAUAUGGCAGCAUUCUGGAUGACGCAACAAUCAUCGGAGAGGGUUCAGACUCGGGUCCGAUAAGAACAAUAACAAAAGUAUUAAGGCGGCCUCCAUGCAUUCAUCAACACGUCACUUUUUAUUUGGAUCAAUAAAGUUCAUGUUAUAUUUCACCAUC